AUGGACUCGCAAUUAAUUAAUUAUCCAAAUAGAGAAAAACCUGAUGAAAAUCUGAAUAUAAUGGAUAUGUUAGAUCAAAAAAGACAGCUUUUAAUACAAAUUAAAGGUGUUAAAUCAGAAAUAAUUGAACUAGAAAAAGCAUAUAAACAGCAAAUUUAUAAAACAGAAUCGUUAUUACUUCAAAACUCGCCAUCUCAGAAAGAAGAUGAGUAUUCAUAUUCAAAUAAAGUACUUUUAUUAGAAAAUAUACUUAAAACAGAAAAUAGUCAAUUUAAAAUUUCCAAAAAAUCAUUUACAGACGAUUUAAAAGAUGCAUUAGCCAAUGAAAUCAUAGAAUACAAGCAGUUAAUACGAUCAAGUUCGCGCGAAUACAUUAAAAAACGAAAUGAAUUUUUAAAAGUUCAAAAUUCGAUCGAUCAAAUACAUAAAAACUCAAACAUAGAAAUGGUUGAAACACAGAAUAUUAUUAUUGAUGACUUAAAAGAUGAGUUAUCCCUAUUAAAAAGCAAAGAAUUAAAAUUUCAAGAAGAAUUAAAGAGUUUAGUUACAGAUUCCAUUACACCCGACUACGAUGGUGUUGAAUACGCAAACUUAUGUGAGCAAUACGAGAAACUAAAGUACUACCACACUAAGAAAUUACUUGCAAAGAAAGAUUUAGAGAAAAGAAACAAAAAAGAACUUGAAAAAGCUCUGGAAAGGCAAAGAGAAAUCAAUAGAGAGAUCAAUGAGAGAGCUGAGAGAGAAAGAUUCAGAACAAUGAUGAAAAGCAGGAUUUCGUCAUCAAAAAUGUCCAGAAGAGAGAGCAGAGCAAUUGAAUUUCUUGAAAAUCAGAAGAAGUCAAAACUCCAACAAAAGGAAACGAUAAGUUAUGAGUUGAAUCAAGAUGAACCAAUAAUUGAUAGUGAAUCAAAGAUUUUGAGCGAUAAAAUUUUGGGUCAUGAAAUUCCAAGCAAAAAAUCUGAAAAACCAAAAGAAAAAUCAGAUACUUCUAUUGAAAAAGUCGAAAUCCCUAAGAAUCAGCCUGAAAAAGGGGAAAUUCAAAUUUCAUCAAAUGAAUUACCAGAAAAGAUCGAAUCAAUACAACCAAGGACAAAUGAACAAGAGAAGCUAUCUCAAAAUGAGUCACUAAAUCCAACAGAAGAAAAAGUUCAAGAAAUUAUUCUUUCCAAGCCAGAAGAAACUCAGCAAGUUAUAGUAAAAGAACAAACAGAUGUUAGUUCCAAACCACAGAAUGUUAUUGAUGAUAAUGAAAUCAAAUCAUUUGAAAUUCCAGAACAAAGAGGGUCAUCAAUUAAAGUUCAAGAAGAGACUGAUAAACAAGUUACAAUAGUAAUGCCUGAUGAACAAAUUAUUGAUGUAGUUGAAGAAAACUCGGAAAUAAACACUUCAAUUCCAGAAAAAGAACCAGAAACACAAGAAAUGGAUGUAUCAUCCAAUAAUGAACAAAUUGAUAACGUAAAUGUUCAAAAAGAGCAACCAGCAUCUCAAAAUGAAAGAGAUGAAAUAAUUUUAGAAGAUUCGGCUCCAAUUAAUGAGAAAGAAGAUGAGGAACCGAAGAACAUGAUUGAUGAUACAGAGAACAUAGACUUAUCACUAAAUAUAAUUGAUGAAAAAAUAGAUGAGGCAGAUUUAGAUCUUAAAACCAGAGACAUUAAGGAAAAGAUUGAGCAAAGUCAACAAACAGAAGAUAAGCAAACUGAAAAUACAACUAAUCUGCAGAUAGAGACAGAAACACCCAAAAUUGAAAAUUUACCAAAUGAAGAAAGAUCAAAUGAUACUGUAAAAGAAGAAAAUAAUGAGACAACUAAUAUAAUAGACCAAAAAUCCAUAGAAACAAAGCCUGAACCUGAAAAAAUUUCCAAUGAAAAUUUAGAUCAACAAAAUCAAGAGGAUUUAGCCAUUACCAAUGCAACUGAUAAAGAUAUAGUAAACCAAAAUGAUACAGAAGAAAAGGAAAAAAUUGAGAUAAUUUCUCCAUCAAAAUUGAAUCUGAAAAUAGACGGAAUAAUAUCCGAAUCUGAUGAGUCUGUAGGCACUAUGCUUACAAUCGAGCCAGAAAAGGAUAUUCCAGAAAUUAUUGAUCAAAAAUCUGAACAGACAGCAAAUAAUGACAGUUCAAAUGCAUCUGCUAACUCCAAUGAAAGUAAUAAAGAGCAUAGAGUGAAGUUUAUUAAUCUUGGAGGCCUUGGAAAACCGUCAAAAUUAAGAAGAACGAGAUCAAGGCCAAAAGUUGUAUACGAGAUAUCAUUUACAGAUGACUUUGUUGAAGCAAUUGAUUUUAAAUAA
Molecule: messenger RNA, 2286 nt
Organism: Trichomonas vaginalis G3
Lineage: Eukaryota; Parabasalia; Trichomonadida; Trichomonadidae
Exons: 1
Coding region: 1-2286 (761 amino acids)
Source: RefSeq, a predicted model, not a curated record